AUGGUUGCCUACUCAUCUUUGUUGACCUUCGGGCUUCUUGCGGUCGCAGACCUCGUUGCAGGACACGGCGCAAUCAUUGCCGCGACCGGUGAUGCUGGUGGCAGUGGUUCAGCUCUUGGCAUUGACUCUUCUACCCCCCGUGAUGGAACGAGAAGACGUCCAUUCCAACAAGAUACCACUCGAUUCCAGGGAGACGCUGCCGAGACAUUUGGCGAGACCCUUCAAGGUGGCGACAAUGAUCCAGAAGCCGGCACGGCCGCGAUCAUGGCUGAGUCCGGGGACGAUCUUCCUCAGAUCACUCCAGGUGGAGAAGUCCAGAUGACUUUGCACCAAGUCAACGGCGAUGGUGCUGGCCCUUACACAUGCAUGAUCAACGCUGACGGCACAGGUGCCACUUGGACUCAGAUGACCGUUACGCAGCAGGUUCCUGGUCAGCGAGGCCGAGACCGAGAUGGAGCUGAGACUGAUUUCCCUCUCACUGCCGCAGUUCCUGCCAACCAACAGUGCACUGGAACCGUCGCUGGACAAGACAACGUCUGUAUGGUUCGGUGCGAGAACCCUGCAAGAGCCGGUCCAUUUGGUGGUGUUGUUCCCGUACAAAUGGCCGCCGCUGCCGCGAACAAUGCUGUCGCCACAGGAGCUGCCACGAAUGGAACAGCUGCCGCCACCAACGCAAACACCGGAACAGCCGCACAGAUUGCCAAUGACAAUGCGACUCCUGACACAGCUAGUGCUAAGCAGGCUGCUGCUGAACUGAAAGAAGAUGCCCUCAAGAAGCGAAGACUCCCGCGCCGAUCUUCUCGCGUCGUUCGCGGCACUGCUUCAGAAAUUGCUUACCGCGCCAGACGUGGUCUUGAUUGGUAG
Exophiala bonariae is the source of this 864-nucleotide messenger RNA. RefSeq lists its product as uncharacterized. The transcript is spliced from 3 exons. Bases 1 to 864 code for a protein of 287 amino acids. The record is from RefSeq and is a predicted model, not a curated record. Lineage: Eukaryota; Fungi; Ascomycota; Eurotiomycetes; Chaetothyriales; Herpotrichiellaceae.